AUGUUUUCUUUAAUUAAGUCAGUUUUUUCUAACAUACAGAAUGAGGAUGAUUUAAAAAUAUUAAUUAUAGGUGAAGGAGGCUCAGGUAAAAGUUCAUUAUUUAAUUUAAUUAGUAGCUAUAAUAAUAAAAGUAAAUAUGAAAUAUUAAAUACAUCCUUAUCAAAAAAUAUUAGUACAUCAAACUGUGCCUUAGGUUUUAAUACAACAAAAAUAAGGUUACAUAAAAAUUGUCUCAAAAUAUAUGACUUACAAGGAACAGAAGAUAAUACUAUAGAGAUUUAUGAUUGUUAUUAUCACGAUAGUGAUGUAAUAUUUUAUGUUAUUGAUUCAAAAUAUGAGAGUCAUAUUUUUAAAACCAUUAUUUAUUUAUCAUGUUUAUCUAUGAAUAAUGAAGUAAAGAAAAAAAAGGAUAAUGAACAAUUCAUUAAACCUAUUAUUAUACUAGCUAAUAAAUCUGAUGAUGGAACAUCUUUCUUUUCAGCUCCUUGUAUAUCAAAUUAUAUAAAAUCUAUAGAUAUUUAUAAAAAUGAUACCUUUUGGCAGUAUGCUUUAUCAAAUGAUAAUAUCUUUUUAAAUUACUAUCUAAAUGCUUUAUAUGAUGAAUUAUGCAACUAUUUUUUGAUACAUAAUAUUUCCUUGGAAGACUUUUUAAAAGAACAAUCCAUACAUACAUAUAAUGAUAAUAAUAAAAAUAGUGAUGAUCAUUUAAAUAUUCAAGAUAAAAAAAAAAUGGAUAAUCUUAUUAAUGAUAUUAAGCAAAAGAACAAAAUUUCUUUAACAAUAAAUGAUAUAGAAAAUAAUAAAAUACUAAUGAAUCUAUUGAAACAAAUAAUAAAUCAGAAUAUUAUUAAUUAUAAAAAUAUGCCAAUAGAAGUCUACAAUAUUAGUGUACAUAAUAAUAAAGGAAUUUACGAAAUACUUCUAUCUCUUUUUGAAAAAAAAUAUCAAAGUAAAUAUGAUAAAAAAUAUACAAAUGAAACCAUAAAACAAGAAAAUUCUAAUACUGAAGUAGUAGGAACAAGAUCAAAAAAAAAAGAAACAAAAGUUGAAGAUAAUAUUAAUACACAACAACAAACAAUUACAUAUUCGAAUUCAUCCAAAAAUAAAUUGUAUAAUGGAUCAAAUAAUAAUUUAAACAAUCAAAGUUUUUUAUAUACCCACCCAAAUGAUACAAUUAUAAUAGAAAGUGAAAAUAAUGACACCAAUGGUUCCUCACAAAAUAAUAAUUUUCUUAUGUAUGAAUAUGAUAAUAAAGGAAUUAAUUUAUUUAUCGACCAUAUGCAAUAUUUAUACUUUAAUAAGGAACAUGAUAUGGAAACCUUUCCAGAAGAUUUAUAUUUAUGGAAGCAAGAUAAUUUAAAAUAUAAAAAAGAACUUAACUGUUCAAAGAAAAAAAAAAAAAAAAUAUUAAAUGGAAUACAAGAAAAAAUAAAUGUAAAAGAAAUAGGACAGCAUGAACAAUAUGAUGACCCCAAACUUUUAAAGGAGGGCACAAAGGAAUUAGAAGAAAAAUGUAUAAUAGAAAAAGAAAGUGAUAAUAUAUCUAACGAAACAUAUAAAAAAAAUAUAAAUUUAGACAAUAAAGCAGUAGAAACCAAAAGAGAAGAUGAUGAAAAUAUUUUAUUUAUGCAUAAUCCAAAUCGAAUAGAAAAUAAAAACAUAAGCUUAACAAAUAAUUCUAUAAAUAAUCCAAUAGAAGUAAAACAAAAUACCAUGAUAAUACAAUCCUUUUCUGAUGACAAAGCAACUAGUGUGAUACAAAAUGAUACACCAAUUAAAGAAAGAAAUUGUGAUGAUUAUGAUGUAGAGAAAAAAAUAGAUCAUAUGAAAACUAUAGAUGAGAAUUUAAAGGAUAAAGAAAGAAAAGUUACAAAUUCAUUUCUUGUGGAAGGAAGUACUUAUGAAGUAGGAGAAGAAGAUGAAACUAAAGAAGAAGACGAAGAAAUAUACAAAGGUAUACAAAAAGAAAUUUAUUUCGAAAAGAUAGAAAAGGAAAAAAAUAAUUUAAAUGAUAACAUGAAAAAAGGACGAAUAGAAGAACAAACUGAUGAACAAUAUGACAACACUUAUAUAGAAAAUAAAAAAAUAAAUGAUGCUUCAGAUAAUAAUCAAAUGAAAAAAAAAAGUUAUAUUGAAAAAUGUGUUGAUAAAACAAAUUGUUCAAAUAAUUAUAACUCUAUUAAUAAAAAAUAUAAUGAUCAUGAUAAAACAAAUUAUAUUUAUAAAAAUAAAAUAAAUAAAAAAAGGUAUACUAUUAUAGAAAAAAUUAAAAAAAAAAAAAAAAAAUUUUUGUUUAAAAAAAAGGAACUUAUGAACAACACAGAUGAAAAUUCUAGUAAUUCUGUGGAAGAUGUUAAUACAAUGAAUAUAAUGCGAAUAGAUUCGUUGAAUGAAAUAUGA
Plasmodium gaboni is the source of this 2400-nucleotide messenger RNA. RefSeq lists its product as hypothetical. Bases 1 to 2400 code for a protein of 799 amino acids. The record is from RefSeq and is a predicted model, not a curated record. NCBI's taxonomy places the organism in Eukaryota, Apicomplexa, Aconoidasida, Haemosporida, Plasmodiidae. Gene Ontology annotation, cellular component: Golgi apparatus. The transcript has a single exon. Gene Ontology annotation, biological process: Golgi to plasma membrane protein transport; protein localization to organelle; intracellular protein transport. Gene Ontology annotation, molecular function: GTPase activity; GTP binding.